UCAAUUUUCUCUCAUCUCUCUCCCUCACCUCCUCACACCAAGAUGGCUGUAGACCAGCAAACCACCCACAAAAUUCCCACCCGCACGAGUUUAGCCGCCACAUUCCAAUGCCAGGCACGGCGGAGAAUCUUCCUACUCAGGCGCAACAAGAUGCCGACGGUUCGACUUGGUGGGAAGAAACCACGGCGAGGGCUUUUCAUAGUGAGGAUUCUGAAGAAGAUUAGACUGAGGUGGCUGAAGUUGCAAUAUACGUGCAUGCUGAGGAAGCUUAGGAAAUAUUAUAGGAAUUUGAUCAAGGAUAUCGUUGAAGCGGGAGCAAGUGUAGAGGCUUUGCAGCAAAGAAUGUUUAUGGAGUCGACCUUCGCUGUCCCGGUUUUGGGUGUUUCCUUCUCUAGCUUCCCUUCAGCGACUGGGUCAGAUCGCCCUCGAGCCUUGUUCUUCUAAAACAUUUUAUUUCCUCACCAGGUCCUCAAACU
This is a messenger RNA of Theobroma cacao (cacao), 476 nucleotides long. RefSeq lists its product as uncharacterized. Lineage: Eukaryota; Viridiplantae; Streptophyta; Magnoliopsida; Malvales; Malvaceae. The record is from RefSeq and is a predicted model, not a curated record.